This is a messenger RNA of Myxocyprinus asiaticus (Chinese sucker), 3266 nucleotides long. RefSeq names its product tRNA methyltransferase O (gene trmo). The record is from RefSeq and is a predicted model, not a curated record. Bases 205 to 1560 code for a protein of 451 amino acids. The transcript is spliced from 6 exons. NCBI's taxonomy places the organism in Eukaryota, Metazoa, Chordata, Actinopteri, Cypriniformes, Catostomidae.
GCCGACAGUGAACUGACUUUUGGUUUAGUUCACAUUACAACCAUUUCUGCGUAAGUUAGUGGUUGUCCAACCAUUUUCUUCUAGCAAAAAAACACGUGUUCAUCGACUGCAUUGCUGAUGGAAUAAACAAUCCAGUGUGGACAGUCACAGAAUUAAAGAAAAAACAUUUCUAAAGUGUAACUGUACCAUCUUACUACAACUAAAAUGUCAAGAUGCAGAUGUGCAGAACAUGUCAGAAAACUGACACAGCAGGUAUCAGUUAUGAGGAGAGAGAUUAAAAACCUCAGACAGCAGUUAGAUGGAUCCAUCCGAGCCCAUAAGAAGCAGAUGUCAUCUCUUCAAUCCAUGCUGACAGAUUGCAUGAAACAUGACAGAUUACAGUCAGUUAGCAAAAGUCCAUCUCAGAGCCCAAGUGGGAUGAAUCAGUUAUUAGAGCAAGGACGUAUUCAUACUCUACCCAUCGGAUACAUCAGUUCAUGUUUUGCUGUCAAAAAUGGCACGCCACGACAACCCACCAUAUGCAGUUCCUCUCGGGCCAGCUUGAAGAUUGAACCAUCAGUCUUCAAUAACCCAGAGCACUCUUUAAUUGGGCUGGAACAAUACUCCCAUAUCUGGAUCAUUUUCCUCUUCCAUAAGAAUGGGCAAAUGAGUUAUAAAGCCAAAGUGAAGCCGCCUCGUCUAAAUGGUCAGAAGGUGGGGGUGUACUCCACCCGUAGCCCCCACAGGCCUAAUGCAUUGGGACUGACUUUGGCUAAGCUGGAAAGAAUCACAGGAGAUACACUCCACCUGUCAGGGGUUGAUAUUAUCGCUGGAACACCUGUGCUGGAUAUCAAACCAUAUAUUCCAGACUACGACUCUCCUAAAGCAAUGACAGACAAUGCCGAUAGUGAACACAGACUAACAUCGUGCACAGACCCUGUGAUUGCCCAGGAGAUGGAGCUAGAUGAAGAACCUGAACUCUUACAGACAUCACCUGAGCCUUCCUCAGAGCUUUGCCCCAAAACAAGUCCAGCCACUGCCUCAGAUUUGUCUUGGUCACAGAGGUCUGGAUCCAAAGAUGUGACUGAUGUGCUAGCAGAGGUGAAACACUACCUCAAACAAGGGCAGCUUUUCUCUGAAAAUCCAGCUGAGGACAAAAACAUGGGUGCUUCUGAGUGCAGUUCAGCUGACACAACUCCUGUCAGUUCAUCCAGGCUCAGUUAUGGACCGGAGUCCUACAGUACUAUUGCUGCCUGGGUCAGGGCACCCCCUAUCAGUCACCUAGAUGUGCGAUUUACUGUGAAUGCUGAGAAGGAGCUCCUAGAGUUUGCUCCAUGCGACAGUACAGACAGCAAAAGGCCAAGGUUCCAGUUCUUGAAAGGACCUGAUGAGGCAGUGUCGGCCAUCUGCAGCAUUCUCUCUGCUGACCCCAGAUCAGUAUAUCGUCGCACGAGUUGUCAAGACCGUCUGUUCUUCUUCACCCUGGAUACAGCUGACAUCACCUGCUGGUUUGGAGAUGGCUUUGCUGAGGUCGUGAGAGUCAAACCCGUGGAGAGUUCAGAACUCACUGAUGUUGUGUGAGGUUCAUGUAAAAAAAAACUGAAUUUGUCUUUCUUAUGGAGGUCUCUCUCUCUCUCUCUCUCUCUGUCUGAAAACACUUCAAUAUUGUCAGUGUUUUCAAUAAGAAGAAACUAUGACAUAUUUCUUCUUAUUGGUUAAAUACAGGCCAAAUCAGGUCUGUGUGUCGUUUCUGGUGUAUACCAAUAGCAACAGGAAAUGGCCCUCAGACCAGAAUGGCCGUCAAGUUAGAUAUAAUGGAAUAGUUCACCCAAAAAUAAUUACUCACCCUCACGCUGUUCCAAAUCUAUACGACCUAUAUUAUUUUCACAUAAUGCAAGUCAAUGGGGAUCAAAACUUUCAAGCUCCAAAAUGGACAUACAGGUAGCAUAAAAAGAAUCCAUACGACUCAAGUCGUCUGAAGCGAUACUGUAGGUUUGAGUGAUAGGCCAAAAUUCGUCCUUAUUCACUAAAAAUCUUGACAUCCGCUCUAGCUCUCCUUGGCACGUUUAUGAGAGAAACUUAUUCACAUUUCUUCGCUCCACACGUGAACCAUCCUGUUGGUUGAGGCAUCCAGGAAAAGCACAUAUACUCACCAUUUUGAACAAUAAGUAAAUAGAUGUAAAGCAAAUGUUAUUUAGAGUGUAACCACUUAAGUUCUUGCGUGAACAUGGUUCAAGCGCUGGAACGCGUAAAUGAGCUUCUCUCCUGAUUCGUAGUGCUAAUGUCAAGAUUUUUUGUGAGAAAGGACUCAAAUUGUGGUCUGUGUUUCACCCAAACCUAUCAUACAACUUUAGAAGAUGUAAUAUAAUCGUAUAGAUGGAUUACUUUUAUGCUACUUUUAUUUCCUUGUUGGAGCUUGAACAUUUGGAUCCCCAUUAACUUGCAUUAUAUGGGGAAAAAACAGCUCAGACAUUCUUCAAAAUAUCUUUGUGUUCCACAGAAGAAAGCCAUACAGGUUUGGAACAGCAUAAGCAUGAGUAAAUAAUGAGAGAAUUGUCAUUUUAGGGUGAACUAUUCUUUUAAAUGGUGAUAAUUUGAUUGGGAAUAACAUUUUGAUAGUGAUAUUUAGACGCAGUGAUACACAGCAGGAAGAUAUUUGUAUGGAUCAACUUGCAGGGAUUUUAGAGCCAGCUGUCUCGAUUGCAAACACACGUGACGGAGACGGAAUGAUCCUGCUCUUGCUGUGCUGUCCUCAUGAUGGCGGGUCGUAGGCUGUGGGUUUAGCCAGAUUAGUACUGGUGCAUGGGGUUCAGGUACACAACUUUGGCCAAGCUGUGGACUUAGUUAAAUGACCUAUUCUCGACUAGAGUGGUUGCAUGGCUGGAGAGCCCUGUUACUCUAAACCAUCUGGGGAGACAGUGCUGAGAUGGGCACGUCGAGAACAGUAUCAUCCAGUCAAGCCUCUAAGCAUCCCAAUCUGCAGGAGUCAGUGCUGCACACAGAUACCUUAAACUGAAAAACUACAAACUUGCAGCAAACCUGUUUAAGAAUAGAAGUUAACACCUCAGAUCUGAAGGACUGGAGGCUAAAGAUAAUUUUGAUGGAGGAACUCUAAGCACAGAACAGCGUCAGUGCUAUCAAAGGGACUAGAAUUGUUUAUUAGUACCCUUGAUGACUGAUAGAAGAGAACUGUUCCAUUGUCAACUGAGCAUUAAAGGGAUAGUUCACCCAAAAAUGUAAAUUCUCUCAUCAUUUACUCAUCCUCAUGCCAUCCCAGAUGUGUUUGA